Aplysia californica (California sea hare) is the source of this 1630-nucleotide messenger RNA. Its product is annotated as lysosomal protective protein. Lineage: Eukaryota; Metazoa; Mollusca; Gastropoda; Aplysiida; Aplysiidae. Gene Ontology annotation, molecular function: serine-type carboxypeptidase activity. Bases 94 to 1473 code for a protein of 459 amino acids. The transcript has 2 exons. The record is from RefSeq and is a predicted model, not a curated record. Gene Ontology annotation, biological process: proteolysis.
CGACCACACUCUGGAUGGAUCGAGGUAAGAGGAGAGUUACAGACGAGGGAUAGUCGUCUGCCUGCUUGCCGAAAGCUGAGAAUUCGAAUAAACAUGUUGGGGAGUGUGAAAGAGCUGGUGCUGCUCUUGACCGCUGUGACGUCAGCGCUUGUGUCCAGCGCGCCUUCCAAAGAUCAGAUCCAGCACCUUCCAGGUCUUGCUCAACAGCCGACGUUCAAACAGUACUCGGGCUAUCUCUCCGCUCUGGGGACCAAACAGUUGCACUAUUGGUUUGUGGAGUCUCAGAACGAGCCCAGCAGCGACCCCGUGGUCCUGUGGCUCAAUGGCGGGCCCGGAUGUAGCUCUCUCUUUGGCCUCCUUCAGGAAAACGGCCCGUUUAGGGUACAGCCGGACGGCAAGACGCUGGUGGCCAACCCGUCUAGCUGGAACACUCUCACCAACGUUAUCUACCUAGAGGCCCCGGCCGGAGUCGGCUAUUCCUACUCCAAAGACAAAGAUUAUAGGACGGACGACGACGACACUUCUCUAAAUAACUUAGUGGCCAUGGUCGAUUUCUUUAGGAAGUUUCCAGAAUACAAGAAGAACGACUUUUAUAUCACUGGCGAGAGUUAUGGAGGAAUCUACGUACCGCUCCUGGCGUUGAGAGUGGUUGAGAACACAACGAUCAACCUUAAGGGCUUUGCUGUCGGUAACGGGUUAUCUGAUGUGAAGCUGAAUGAUAAUUCGGUUAAUUUCCUCACCUACUACCACGGCAUCGUGGGGUCGGAACUGUGGGAUAAAACGCUAAAGGAUUGCUGCAAGGGUCUUCCCAAUGACAAAUGUGACUUUGACAAGCAAAGGAAAGUUGACAAGGACUGCCAAAAUGAUAUAUCAGAGAUCCAAAAAGCCAUGUGGGAAUCAGGCCUGGACUCGUAUAACAUCUACGCCAAAACUGUCGGGGGUGUGAGGACAACAAGCCAGUUUAGCAUUUCGUCAAGACGGGACUGGUGGCCACUUUUAGGGGACAAGGACAACAGUUAUCAAGGAACCACACAUUCCUUCUCAGAUGACGAUCCGAUCGUCAGGUAUUUGAAUAGGGCAGACGUGAAGAAAGCUCUUCAUAUUCCACCUGGUCUUCCAAAGUGGAAUGUUUGUAGCUCCGUGCCAUAUAAACAAAUCUAUGACACGAUGAAGGACAUAUAUCAGAUGCUGCACGGAAUGAUGCGUAUAAUGGUGUACAACGGAGACCUUGAUAUGGUGUGCAACUAUCUCGGAGACGAAUGGUUUGUGGAAUCUCUCGGUUUUGCAAAAGCUGGAGCAAGGAAGCAUUGGUUGUAUCCUGACUCAGACAGCACAAAGCAAGUCGGAGGUUUUAGACAGGACUACAGCGGUAACGUCAGACUGGUCACUGUGAUGGAUGCUGGUCACAUGGUACCACAAGACCAACCAAGAAAAGCCUUGCAAAUGUUCGCAGACUUUAUCAAAAACAAUUAAAUAAAUCAUUAACAGUGUCUUUGAUUAAGAUGUUGGUCAACAAAAAUAGUUACCAAGAGACCUCUUUUUUAUCUGCUUCAAUGUCUGCAGAGAUGUAAUAAUGUAUUAACAUGUCAAAUGCAUUUUGGUGAUGAAAUUAAAAGCUUCUUUAACUUUA